UAAGUCUAUUCUAUAUCUUGUCUAUGUGAUAUUGAAUAACAUAACCUAACAAUUUGAAACAUAAGGAAUAUACGAAUUUAUUGCUUUGUUAUUCAUUAAAAUUAGAAAUCAAUUUAACUUUUUACUAUACGAAAUUACAUAAUUCUAUAUGUAAAUUAUACAUACUAUAUGUAAAAUUGUAUAUAUGUCCUUCAAUAAAACAGAGUGUAUAAAUAAAAAAGGAGAAUGAUUUUACAAUUUUUUAUGUAAUUCUUCUGCAAUUUAUACUUUACAUAAAUAUCAAAUUAUAUUCUUCUACAUUAAUAUAAUGAUAAUAUUAUAUGUACAUGUCAUUUAAUUUUGUUAAAUUUGUAUCAUAGUUGAAUUUCAUUAAAUAAAAUUUUGAAUUAGAAGUAAUAAAUUAUAUUUAUAUCAUGGCAAAUAUCAAGGAAUUACCAGAAUUACAAGUUUUUAAAACAGUAUUAUUCCACUGUGUAGUGAUAAUAGCCUUACCUGUAUUGUCAUUUUUUACUAGCAAGAUUUUUAUUUUUGAUGGUUUAUUGGGGCUUAAUCAUGUGCCAAGUAACGUAUAUUCAGCUGCUGUUGCGAUUCUCGUAUUACACGUGGCUCUAGGAUCUUUUAUAUAUCGUGCAUAUUUCGAUGAUCAAUCAAAGACACAAACAAAACGAGAUUAAUCAUUGUUUUUUGUUUGAAAUAUGUAUGUAAUUAAAUACACUUUCUGGAUAACAUAUUUAUUCGUGUAUAAUUAUCGGAAAAAAAUGUUACAUUAUAUUGCAUUACAUUCUGCAAUCGCUUACUUCUUUGUUGAUAUUUUGUUUUUUUUUUAUUGAAUACUGUGAAUUGUGCAAAGGGAAAGUUAUCUGUACUUGUAUUAAUUAAUGGAACAUAAUUACUAAAUAAAAAAAGCAAUGGCAUUCCCACACAAUAUUUGCAUAUUGUACAGCACAAACUUUGCAAUAUACAUACAUCUACAUGGAAUAUAAUUCCAUUAUACAUAUUUUACUUUUAUAUUUGAGAAAUCUUGUAGUACAUUUUAUAAUUUAUAGUGCCUCAAUACAUCACAUCAGAUGGAUAAAUUAAUUAUAGUGCACUUUAUGAUCACAGUACUAGAUCAGGAGCGAAUUUAUAAUUCUCUAGGCAGAUAAUUUUGAUAGCUAUGUAGAAAAUAUAUUGAUAUAUGAAUUUUUAGAAAAAAUUAAGAAAUAUAAACAACUAUUACAAAAGUUUAGUACAAAUCCGCUCCUAAUGAUACU
Molecule: messenger RNA, 1253 nt
Organism: Apis mellifera (honey bee)
Lineage: Eukaryota; Metazoa; Arthropoda; Insecta; Hymenoptera; Apidae
Product: vacuolar ATPase assembly integral membrane protein VMA21 homolog
Exons: 3
Coding region: 414-674 (86 amino acids)
Biological process (GO): vacuolar proton-transporting V-type ATPase complex assembly
Cellular component (GO): endoplasmic reticulum membrane
Source: RefSeq, a predicted model, not a curated record